AUGAAACUCUUUCUUCUCGGUCUUGCCUUGCUCGGAUCGAAAGUCGCCGCCGGUGGUUUCAGUCGGAAAGCCCAAGAUGCCAUUGUGGACAUUCACAACAAGUUGCGCUCAAAACUUGCACUUGGUAUCUACAAAGCAAAAGGAUCCAAAAUGCCACCUGCCAUGGACAUGUUAGAAAUGUCUUGGGAUGACACUAUUGCUCGGUCAGCUCAGGAAUUUGCCGAUACUUGUCCAAUGAGCCACAGGGAGAACUACAAAAAUAAGUACGGAGAGAACAUCUAUCGAGCGUUUUCAUCUGCGGAAGUUAAAGAAGAUCUUGGCGAAUAUGGACUCAUCGCUUCCAAAAAGUGGGAAGCGGAGUUCAACAAGUUUGGAUGGGAAUCCAGAACCUAUGGCAGUCAGAAAACAAAGAUCGGGCCUGCUACCCAAAUGGCAUGGUCAAAGUCCAACAAAAUUGGGUGCGGAGUAAAAAAUUGUGGGCCAGACCCAAAGAAAAAGGGAUUGAAUAAGGUUGUUGUAGUUUGCAAUUACCAGAAGAAGGGAAAUGUGAAAGGUUUGGAAGUCUACAAAGAAGGAAAAACAUGCUCUUCGUGCCCAUCUAACACGUCAUGCGACAAAGAUUCUGGGCUCUGUGUCUAA
Caenorhabditis briggsae is the source of this 639-nucleotide messenger RNA. The coding region runs from base 1 to 639 and encodes 212 amino acids. The record is from RefSeq and is a predicted model, not a curated record. Lineage: Eukaryota; Metazoa; Nematoda; Chromadorea; Rhabditida; Rhabditidae. The transcript has 4 exons.